CCAUCGUCGUCGUUCCACUCCAGAAUGGUCCGCGCAACGCGAUCCAGCAGCGACUCUGUUGAUUCUGCUGCUGCCAGCGCGGAUGCAGCACAAACGCCGUCGUCGCCCAGCCGCAGCAGCACCCGCCGCCGCACUGCCGAUCCCUCAUCAUCAUCUGCUUCAGUAUCAUCAUCUGCUUCAGUAUCAGCAGCAUCCGUGGCGUCGGGAUCCAACUCCCGCUCAUCAUCGCCAUCCUCCUCCUCCUCCUCCUCCACUUCCGCCUCUACUUCCGCUGCUGCCGCCCCGUCCGCGCCUGCACCCGCGCCCGCGUCUCUGAGCGACUGGCGCCUCGCUGCCUACCGCGACAUCUCGGAGCAGUUUGUUGAGGACGUCACCCUCGACUUCUUCUACAAGCCACACACCAUCACGCUGCUCUUCUCCGCCAUCGCUGCCCUCGUCUACGUUGCGUUCUCUGCAAACCCCGACGGCGAGACGGUCGAAAACGUCAAGAACGGCGUCUUGGCAAUGGUCUUCUUCAUUCUCGUCAUCUCGCUCGUCGCCUUCCCGAACGGACCAUUCACGCGUCCCCAUCCGGCCGUCUGGCGAUUCGUCAUGGGCCUGAGUGUCGUCUACCUGCUCUUCCUGGUGUUCUUGUUGCUUCAAACGCGCAGCGAUGCAGAGAAAAUCAUCUCUGCACUGAUUGGCGAGAAACUGGGCCACGGACUGAACGCAGCGAGCGAGUUCUACGCCGAGGAUUGCAGCGUCUCGUGGGAGACGGUCUCGAGCAAGUUUGAUCGCUUUGUCUUUGCACACCUCAUCGGCUGGGUGGUCAAGGCGCUGAUGCUCCGAAACGUCUUUGUGUGCUGGGUCAUGUCUGUGCUCUGGGAGAUUACCGAGGUCAUUUUCAUGGGCAUGCUCCCCAACUUUGCCGAGUGCUGGUGGGACGCGCUCAUUCUCGACGUGCUCGUCUGCAACGGCCUUGGCAUCUACAUUGGCAUGCGCCUUGCCAAUUACCUUGAGAUGCGCACAUACAACUGGGAGUCCAUCUCGACCAUCCCCACCGUUUCGGGCAAGCUCCGCCGCGCCAUUUUGCAGUUCACCCCCGUCCGCUGGACGGUCGUCCGCUGGGAGCUUGGCACUGUCAAGCGAUUCCUCGUCGUCACCAUGCUGAUUGUCCUCUUUAGCAUCAGCGAGCUCAAUGCCUUCUUCCUCAAGCACAUCUUCCACAUUCGCUCGAGCCACCCCAUCAAUCUCUACCGCAUGAUCCUCUGGGCGGUCUUUGGCACUCCCGCUCUGCGCCAGCUCUACAUUUACGCCUGCGACUCCAACUGCAAGCGCAUUGGCACACAGUGCUGGAUUGCUGGCGCCGUCAUUUUCGUCGAGCUGUUUGUCUGCAUCAAGUUUGGCAGGGGCCAGUUCGCAGACACCGAGCCCAUCAAGAGCGGCCUGCUGUGGUUGUGCUUGUCGACCUGCUUCUGCUUGGCGGCCAUGCAGCUGUUUGCGCGCCACGAGGCUGACGUUGAGGGUGCCGCCCUCCGUGACAAGGUCACCAUCGCCGUCGCCGAGACGGACGGUCGCCUCGACCACGCGUUGGGCCGUCGCCAUCUUGCAACCCCGCCUGCAAACCUGCCAGCUCGGGCACAGCUCGACAGUGCAGUGCUCGACGCCCGCGACCAGGUUCGGAAGCGAGGACCUCGUGUCAAGACGCUGAGCGAGUCUUGAGCAGCAAAACUGUCGAAUCUCCGGUUCUUUGAUUUGUGCUGCUUUUGGUUCACCUUCAAAAAAAAAAGUGCUGUUGCUAAUUGGAUUGAAUGCUCACAUGACUAAAAUACACAAGCACUACUUAUUCACGCA
Messenger RNA from Capsaspora owczarzaki ATCC 30864, 1833 nucleotides. RefSeq names its product phosphatidylserine synthase 1. Gene Ontology annotation, molecular function: L-serine-phosphatidylethanolamine phosphatidyltransferase activity. Gene Ontology annotation, biological process: phosphatidylserine biosynthetic process. The transcript is spliced from 3 exons. The record is from RefSeq and is a predicted model, not a curated record. Bases 505 to 1701 code for a protein of 398 amino acids. NCBI's taxonomy places the organism in Eukaryota, Filasterea, Ministeriida, Capsasporidae.